AGCUAGUAUUAGUACGUACAAGAGCUCUGUGUAUUAAUUUCCACUGCACUGAUCCCACGUGACAAACCAUGGAUUUCCUCAGGGUCAGGGGGGCCUGGGGCCCAUGGCUUUCUUUACAUUUCUUCUUAUUUGAUCCUGAAUCUCUAUAUUUUUUCAACCUGUAAUUGGUGGAAUAUUUGUGAAAUUAAGGACAGCGUGAUCUCUUUUUGCUACAGUACUUGUCAAAAGUGAUCUCUAUAAAUAAUAGUAGUAUUUGCACUUCCUUCUUCAAACAAGUUCUUUCUCAUUCAGCAAUAAAAACAAAGGAAAAACAAAUUCUCUCUCUCUUUCCCUCUGUGUCUCUUUCUUUUUCCUUUUCUCUUUAUCAAUUGGCCUAGCUAGAAGAAAAGCCCAAAAUAUGUUUACUAAUAUCUUCUUUUGUUCUUCGAAUGUUGAAAGGCAAAAGAAGAAGAAGAAAAACGCCAGCUGGAGCGUGAGGGACCAGUUGGAAACGGUACCCGACGACUCAGUACAGUACUUGCCCCAAACGGUUCCAUUCUACGGGCUACCAUUGGAAACCCGACCCAGAUUAUCACUCCGAUCCGACUACAAUAACACAAAAAGUGGUGGUGGAAUCGUCAAGGCGAAUAAGAAAUUUGGGGGGAAAAUGAGCAAGGUUGGGAACCUGUCGGAUCUGAUUCAACGAGUUACGGCGUCUUGCUUGCUUCAUCCGCUCACCGGCAUCGAACGCCGUGAAAAUUCAAGCGACGGGGAAGGAAAAGACGAUGCGGAGGAAGUGUACGAGUACGAGACGGAUGAGCAUGAAAAGGAGGAAGAAACCGAUGAAGAUGAUGAUCAACAAAUUGAAGGAGUGUUGGAAAGGAGAAGCGGCGGUAGCAGUAGUAGUAGCGGAAGGAAGCAGAAGCAGGUUUGGCAGCCAAGAACGAGGGAGGUCGUGGUGGAGAUGGAGAUGACGAUGGGGCAAGUGUUUGAUGCGGUUUCGGCAAUGAAGAAAGCGUACCUGAAAUUACAGGAGGCGCAUUGUCCGUGGGACCCGGAGAAGAUGAGGGUGGCUGAUGCGGCCGUGUUGGCAGAGAUUAGGAGGCUGAGUGUGCUUAGAGAGAGGUUCAGAAGGAAUGUUGUUGUCGGCGGUAACGGAGGAGGGAGAUCUGGCUCCGGGAGGAUGUUAAUGGCUGCUACGACGAUUAAAGAGGUGGUGGCGCCGUAUGAAGCGGCGGUCGAUGAGCUGAAAAGAGAGGUUAAGGCUAGAGAAGUUGAAGUUGAGAACCUGAAGGAGAAGCUCAAGAGCUUCACCGUCAAUGGCGGUGGGAACGGGAAGAAAGGAAGGUCUUUCUCUAGGAAGAAGGUCAGCUGUAGUCUUGCUCAAGUGCCGCUAUCUACAUCACCGGAAUUAUUCGAGGUGACAACGAGUAGAGUAACCGAUGCAUUAAGGACAUUUACGUCUCUACUCCUCUCAUUGAUGCGCUCCGCCCAUUGGGACAUAGCAGCCGCAGUUCGUUCCAUAGAAUUGGCCUCCGCCGCUGAAAGCGCCACCGGAGACGCAUCCACUAUAUCCUCCUCCGUCACAACCCAACACGCCAAGUACGCUCUAGAAUCCUACGUAGCCCACAAGAUGUUCCAAGGGUUUGAUCACGAGACGUUUUACAUGGACGGAAGCCUCGCGUCGCUCAUCAACCCGGACCAGUUCCGCCGAGACUGCUUUACUCAGUACCGUGACAUGAAGGCUAUGGACCCCACGGAGCUUCUUGGAGUACUGCCCACUUGUCACUUCGGCAAGUUCUGCUUCAAGAAGUACCUUGCCAUUGUUCACCCCAAAAUGGAGGAGUCUUUGUUUGGAGAUUUGGAGCAGCACCGCCAGGUCGUGGCUGGGAACCACCCCCGCAGUCAGUUUUACAGCGAGUUCUUGGAACUUGCCAAGACUGUGUGGCUUCUUCACUUGUUGGCUUUCUCGCUUGACCCGGUUCCUAGUCAGUUCGAGGCUAGCAGAGGAGCCGAGUUUCAUCCUCAGUACAUGGAGAGCGUCGUUAAGUUUCCCGGUGGGAGGGUUACGCCGGGUCAGGUUGUGGCUUUGCCUGUUAGUCCCGGGUUUAAGCUCUGGAACGGGUCAGUUAUCAAAGCCAGGGUGUACUUGGUACCAAGGAGUUGAAGAUGAAGACUACAGUGUUUGGAUUUUGUUGUAAGUGUUGUAAGUGAUAUAAUUAGGGUUAAGCUAAUGGAUUGUCCUACGACAUAGUAUGUCUUGUAAUUUUCAAGUACUGUUUUUUUUUUAUGUAAUAGGUGUAGUGUUCAUGGGUAUUGAAAGCCAAAGGAAUGUUGCGUGUUAUUAAAAGUUUCUAGCAAAGUGCUUGAUUAGGUGAGAAUCGUUAUUGCAGGGAUAUCAAUUGUGACAAUAUGUGUAAUCAUGGCUCAUCCAAAUAAAGUAAUUAAAAUACAAAUCAAUGCCUGCUGUUCAAAA
Messenger RNA from Cannabis sativa, 2455 nucleotides. Its product is annotated as protein GRAVITROPIC IN THE LIGHT 1. NCBI's taxonomy places the organism in Eukaryota, Viridiplantae, Streptophyta, Magnoliopsida, Rosales, Cannabaceae. The record is from RefSeq and is a predicted model, not a curated record. Bases 398 to 2146 code for a protein of 582 amino acids. The transcript is spliced from 4 exons. Gene Ontology annotation, biological process: negative gravitropism; response to red or far red light.